Messenger RNA from Maudiozyma barnettii, 1806 nucleotides. RefSeq names its product DNA-binding transcription factor YAP1 (gene YAP1). The transcript has a single exon. The coding region runs from base 1 to 1806 and encodes 601 amino acids. Gene Ontology annotation, molecular function: DNA-binding transcription activator activity, RNA polymerase II-specific; transcription cis-regulatory region binding. NCBI's taxonomy places the organism in Eukaryota, Fungi, Ascomycota, Saccharomycetes, Saccharomycetales, Saccharomycetaceae. The record is from RefSeq and is a predicted model, not a curated record. Gene Ontology annotation, cellular component: RNA polymerase II transcription regulator complex.
AUGAGUACUACUGCUGCAAAGAGACCUCUGGUUAUUGCUGGAGAUAAUGUCUCAGUGGAAACAGGCGAUCGAAUUAUAGACCAUGACGAACAGGAUGAAGGUAACACGACAUCUUCUGCCAAGAAAUCACAUCACAGUGAGAAGAAUUCCAAAAAUUCAAAGACUCCGCUGGAUGAAGACACCAAGAAUAAAAGAACAGCUCAAAAUAGAGCAGCUCAAAGAGCCUUUAGAGAACGUAAAGAAAAAAAAAUGAAAGAAUUGGAAGAAAAAGUUAAUCAUUUGCAAGAUAUUCAUAAGCAAAGUGAAAUUGAAUCGGAAUUUCUGAGAGGUCAAUUAUUUACACUUGUAAAAGAAUUGAAAAAAUUUAGACCUGAAACUUCAAAUGAUUCAGAAGUUUUAAAUUAUUUAGCUCAACAUGAAGUCAAUGAUAAAAAUUUAACCAGUUCUUUAACUCCAACUGAAAAUUAUAAUUCAGAUUCAUCAAAAGAAGUUCAAUUAAAAAAUAACAUUGAACAAAAGAAAAAUUUCUCAUUUUCUUAUCCAUUCAAUUCAAAAAAUUCAAAUUCAAAUAACAUACCUUCACCAGAUGGUUCAUCUACAUAUUCAUCACCAAAUCAAAAUUCAACUAUAUCAAAAAGUAAUGAUGAAAGCAAAUUUUUGACUAAUAAUAAUAAUUUCUUUAGUAACGAUUUUGGUUCAAUAAAUUCGCCUCAAAAUAGUAUAGCUAAAAAUAACAAUAAUACUAGUACCACUGAGGCUUCUACUCCCUCGAUGAAUUGGUUGGAUAAUAUUUUUUACAAUGAUAAUAUGUUUAAUCAACAAGUUAAUGGAAUGAGUAACAAUAAUAAUUCAAAUAGGAAACCUUCUUCUGUGGCAAGUUUAGGAAACCCUGCUAAUUAUGAUAGCAAUAUGUUAUCAAAUGAAUUUAAUUUUGAUGAACAAUUCGAUGAACAAGUAACAGAUUUCUGUGUAAAGAUGAAUCAAGUUUGUGGGACAAGAGAAAACCCUGUUCCAAAGACUACAUCUCCAUCUGAUUUAUCGUCGACUAAUACUCCUCAAAAUAUAUUAACUUCAGAUUCUAUGACAAAUACAAAUAUUACAAUUCCAUCCUCAGUAGGUUCGAUGUCUAAGAAGUUAAGUUUUGGUGAAAUUGGCUAUAAUAAUGGCUCCAGUAAUAACAAUAGUAGUCCUGCCGUUCAAGGUGCUACUACUACAAGUAAUAUUACUUCAGGUUCAAAUACUGUGGCAAACAUUCCAUUCAUAAAUGAUGCAUUGGCGUUCCCAACAGAAGCUAAUGAUUUAAUGAAUCAACCAAGAUUGAAUAACGAUACACCAGAAUCUCUUGAUAACUUUAAACCAUCAUCGAAUACCAACAGUAAUUUUGAUACUUCUCAAUUCUUUAGAACACCAGGAUCUACUGGUAUGAACAAUGAUAUUUUUAAUCAAUUCUUACAAGAUGAUGAUGACGAAAAUAAUUCCGAUAAUGAAAGAAAUCCAUUGGAUGAUUUAAUUAAUGAAGAACCAAGCGUAGCUCCAAAAUCUACUGAUAAAUUAUCUUUAAAACCUAAUCCAAGCAAUGUAAUUGAUGAGGAUGAUGAUGAUACUAACGCUGUGGUUCCUUCUAAGGAUGGCGAUUUAUUGAAGUGUUCAGAAAUUUGGGAUAGAAUAACAUCUCAUCCAAAAUAUUCAGAUAUAGAUAUUGACGGUCUAUGUGGUGAAUUGAUGUCAAAGGCUAAAUGUUCUGAAAGAGGUGUUGUCGUUAAUGCAAGUGACGUUCAAUUAGCUUUGAGUAAACACAUGGCUUAA